Penicillium brevicompactum is the source of this 2229-nucleotide messenger RNA. Its product is annotated as putative AP-2 adaptor complex subunit beta. The record is from RefSeq and is a predicted model, not a curated record. Gene Ontology annotation, biological process: intracellular protein transport; vesicle-mediated transport. Gene Ontology annotation, cellular component: membrane coat. Lineage: Eukaryota; Fungi; Ascomycota; Eurotiomycetes; Eurotiales; Aspergillaceae. The transcript is spliced from 5 exons. The coding region runs from base 1 to 2229 and encodes 742 amino acids. Gene Ontology annotation, molecular function: clathrin binding.
AUGUUCAUUGGUAUUGCUCCUAUUGGCCCUUUCAAUGGCUUACACUCGAGGAAUCCACAGGGAAAGGUCGCAGAGCUACGGCAGGAGCUCAGUAGUGGCGGCAAGAAAGACAAGAACUACUCCGCCAAGAAGAUCGCCUUGAAGAAGAUUGUUGCGAACAUGACCAUGAGCAACAACGACAUGGUUGCGCUCUUCCCCGAUGUUAUCGAGUGCAUGAAUCUGCCUAGCUUGGAAAUCAAGAAGAUGUGCUUCUUGUUCCUGGUGAACUACUCAAGAAUGAAGCCAGAGGUUGCGUUGAAAGCGCUUCCUAUUUUGGUAGAUGACAUGGGAGACAACAACCCACUGGUUCGCGCCCUUGCAUUGCGAACAAUUUCUUAUGUCCACGUUCGUGAAUUUGUCGAAGCGACGUUCCAGCCUCUCAAGCGUCUCAUGCAAGACAAUGAUCCCUAUGUCCGCAAGACAGCUGCCUUCUGCGUGGCCAAGCUUUAUGAGCACGAUAAGAAGAUGGUCGAAAACUCGGAUCUGAUCGAUCGACUUAAUCGCAUGUUGAAGGAUGAGAACCCGACUGUUGUAUCAAGCGUUCUGGCCUCGCUAGUCGAUAUUUGGGGCCGAAGUGAAUCGAUUUCUCUGACCAUCGACUACGUGAGCGCCUCGAAGCUGGUUUCAAUCUUGCCAGACUGCUCCGAAUGGGGUCAAACUUAUAUUCUCGAGGCAUUAAUGUCCUAUGUGCCUCAAGAUGCCGCGGAGGCCCUUCUGCUGGCAGAGCGAGUUGCCCCACGACUCUCUCAUCAGAACUCAGCGGUUGUCCUUACAUCCUGCCGAGUCAUUCUUUAUCUCAUGAACUACAUCGCGGGCGAAAAGCAUAUCACAUCACUUUGCAAGAAGCUAUCUCCUCCCCUCGUCACACUCCUCUCCAAGCCCCCAGAGGUUCAAUACCUCGCCUUGCGAAACGCUAUUCUAAUCCUUCAGAAGAGACCAGAGGUCCUGCGGAACGAUAUCCGCGUGUUCUUCUGCAACUACAACGACCCCAUUUAUGUCAAAGUUACUAAGCUGGAACUGAUGUUUAUGCUCACGACAAAAGAAAACAUAUCUGUUGUUCUGGCAGAACUUCGAGAAUAUGCUACUGAGAUUGACGUUCACUUUGUGCGCAAGGCUGUUCGGGCUAUCGGCAAGUUGGCGAUUAAGAUCGAGUCCUCGGCGAAGCAGUGUAUCAACACACUUUUGGAGCUGGUCGAUGCCAAGAUUCCGUACAUUGUUCAAGAAGCAACAGUGGUCAUUCGCAACAUCUUCCGCAAAUACCCCAACCAGUACGAGAGUAUUAUCAGCCACGUCAUUCGAAAUAUCGACGACCUCGAUGAACCCGAAGCCAAGGCAGCUGUGAUUUGGAUCAUUGGACAAUAUGCGGACCGUAUUGAUAACUCAGAUGGCCUACUCCAGGAUUACUUGGCCACUUUCCAUGACGAAACGGUCGAAGUACAAUUGGCCCUGCUCACAGCUACCGUGAAGCUGUUUAUUCAACGGCCUACCAAGGGCCAGCAGCUUGUACCACAAGUAUUGAAGUGGUGCACUGAAGAAACAGAUGAUCCAGAUCUUCGCGAUCGUGGAUAUAUGUACUGGCGUUUGUUGUCCACGGACCCAGCGACUGCCAAGCAGGUGGUCAUGGGUCAAAAGCCUCCUAUCACAGCAGAGAGCGAAAAGCUUGACCCUCGCACACUUGAGGAACUGUGUCUGAACGUCGGCACCCUUGCCACUGUCUAUCUCAAGCCCAUUCACCAAGUUUUCCGAGCUGCCCGUCCCCGGCGUCUGUUGCCUAGCCCAGCGCUGCAGCAAUCCGUAAUCGAGAGUGGCUCCGACACAGGCUCUAUGCUGGAAUACAACCCACCCUCCGCGAAUAUGGCUUCAGCGUCAACUAGUAACAGUGGCUUGGCCACCAUCACCACCACGGGAGUUCCAAUCACACCAAUCAACGCGCCUCCUCCGCCUAAUUUCCCCGUCGCCCCAGGGCCGAACCCCACAUCCACGGGCCCCAGCAAUAUGAAUGAGGCUGCGGAUGCGGCCGAUGCUUAUUUCAGUGGCAUUGGUUCACAGCAAAUGGCCUCGCUGGACUUGGAUGGUUCUGGUGGCGGCGGUGCGCCUCAGUCACAAUACGUCGUCACUCAAAAUCAACAACAAGUCUACCAGCCGCAAUUGGCUGGUGGGGCUGCCACUGGUGAGCUAUUGUUGUUAUAG